UAUAAAAUAAUGUAAGUCAUGUUUCUGGUGUUUUCUGACCGUUGAAACCAUGUAGAGUGUCAAGAUUGGACGAGUUAUAACCUUUUUUUAUUGAUAUAAACGUUUUCGUUAAUUGUUUUACACCAUGGAGCCAACCGAGCCAGAUUUACGUUGCAGUAUUGGCACUUUUCAUAGCAGUGAUUGUGGACCUUACAGUCGAUAUCCACAAGAAAAAACAAUCGUGAAACUGUUGUCAUGCAGAAAAGACAUUUCAAACCAUCUAAGAACUCUUAAGUUGGCGGUUGGGGGAGUCGGUGGUCUAGCUAUAAAAUCCCCAGUUGAUUUAGGUUCCGAGGCAGACCUACUGUGUCGCAGAGUGGGGUUGUUUACAACCAACUCGUUCCUUACUGUGUGUCCAUUUCAUCGGUACAAGCUAGGAAUAGACUUUAGGCAGGUUAAAAAGUGCACCUACCCAGACCAUACUGGAAAAGGGAAGAUUUUCAGGGGAGUUUCAUCAACUCAUAGCCAGCAUAUUUUGGAAGAGUAUGGAGUAUUACUUCCUGUUGGAACUGGUGUAUGUUAUGAAUGCUACUUAAAGUUGCCUAAGCAGGACUGUAUGAAUGAAGAAAAUCUUCAAAGUUUCUCACAAGAAUUAUCUGUAGCAGAAUCUACAGAAGAUGAUGGCCAAUUUUACAAAUUUGGUAAACAGCAUGUCUUAAAAAAUGCAGUAACACUACAGCCUCGAGACAAAGGAGCAACAUGUUUUGAAAACUCACAGUCAUGUACUAAUGAUGCAGUGGUUGACUCCGACUUUCAAAGCAUAAAUACUUCAAGUUCUCAACCACUGUCACAAAUAUCGUCAUGGAGUGAGGAAAACAUUGAUACAGUUCUGACUGAUUUGAAUGAUGCCAUAGAUGUUUUAGGUCAUGGACAAAUCAGUCCAAUAAAGUACAGAGUAAGACGUGAUUUAGACUUGUUGCAGCCUUCUUCAUUACGCACAGUCAAAAGAAAAGCAGGAGAAACUAUAAAUUUAUUUCUAGAUGCAAUUGCACCUGGGCAAAGUACCAAAUUAUUAAAGAUUCUACAAGAGCCAGACAGUAAGGAUGACACUGGAAAUUUACAUGAAGUGGUAUUAAAUUUGUACAUGGAGAGCUCAGACAGAAGCUUGAAAAAACAGUUAUUGUCUAUGAUUGCACAUUCCCAUACAAAGUCAGAGUUAAAGCAGCUAAUUCCAGGAGUGACAGUUCAUGCUAUUGAUGAAGCUCGUAAACAUGCAACCAUGAUUGGAGCAGGAAUGGGUGUGCCAUCAAAAGAACCUGCAAAAAGACAGAAAAUGGACAGAGAGAAGUUAGACCAUGCCCUUGACUUCUUCUUUGAUCCAACUUUUCACCAGAUAACAGCCUUUGGAACAAAAGAAAUGAAGCUCAGCUCAGGAACACUGUUAACCAUACCAAAUGUAGUUAGGACUGCCUAUCAUUCAACACUGGUUGAAACAUACCUGUCUUAUUGUUCAGAAACAAGUUUUGAUCCACUUUGUAACUCGUCAUUAUUUAAAAUAUUGAGUGAAUGUCCAGCAUCAAGGCGAACAAAUCUUAAGGGUCUGGACAACAUAGCUGCUGAUGGUAAUUCUGCAUAUGAUACACUUAUGGAUGUAAUUGGUGUUUUAGAGAAUCAAAGUAUAGGAAGAAGUAAUGCCAUACUGAAGGAGUGCAAAGAAAAGCUACAAUCCAGUAAACUAUACAUAAAGACUGAAUACAAGCUGCAUCUAGAAAGAGAAAGUAGAUGUCCAGAUCAUUGCAUCAACUUUGGACUUAGUGACAUAACAAACAGAAAUUUGACAAACCAGUGCUGUAACCAUGACCAUGACAUGACCUGUGACAGAUGCAAUGCUUUUGAUGAAGCUAUUUCCAUGCUGAGAUCCUUUGUUUUGGGAAAUGAUGAUUUGUCUAUAGAAAAACAGCGAGAGUUAGAGCACGAUUUAAGCACUUCAGAAAGCGCAGUUUUUGAUUGGAAAUGCCACAUAGUGAGAUUGGUUGCCCAAGAUUCUUGCAGAAAAGAGAAACUUCUAAACCUUAAGAAUGGAGAAGUCAUGGUUGUUAUGGACUGGGCAAUGAAAUUCCUCCCUUUAUUGUUCAGAGAAAAACAAAGUGAUUGGUUUGGACAGAAGGGGCUGAAUUGGCAUGUAACUGUUUGUGUUUUUAAAGAUUAUGAAAAUCAGCUUAAGCAUCGUACAUAUGUUCAUGUUAUGGAUGGUGUUAAACAGGAUUGGUACAGUGUAGCAUGUAUGCUGCAACAUGUACUAUUAGCUCUGAAAAAGCAACAACCUACUGUGACAACAGCAUUUUUGAGAAGUGACAACGCAGGGUGUUACCACUGCAGUAAUUUAUGGCAUGCUGUUCCAGCAAUAUCAGAAGAAACAGGUGUAAAUAUACAAAGGUACGACUUUAGCGAAUCACAGGAUGGCAAGUCAUAUUGUGAUGCCAAAAUAGCACACAUGCGAGCAAAGCUAAGGAAAUAUGUAAGCAAUGGGGGCAACAUAUCAUGCUCUGCAGAUAUGAAGAAGGCUUUGGAUGACGGAGAGGGUGUUCCAGGAUGUCAAAUUGCCCAUGUUGACAUUCCUCUACCAGUAGAUCAAUUGACGCUCCAGCGUAAAAUAAAGGGAAUUACCAAGAUUUCAAACGUACAAUUUGAAAACUGGUGCCAAUUAAAAUAUUGGAAAAACUACAACAUUGGUGAAGGUCAAACUUUGUCAAUAACUCCAAUUAAUCUUGAGUCAACUUUAAAUGUUUUGUCAGACUUUAAAGUACCUUGUAAAGAUACUGGAAAUAUACUAGCUGCCCGAGAAAAACAACCCUCUGAGGAAAGUCAGUCUGAUGUUAAUCUGACUUGUCCGGAACACAACUGCAAUGCAGUAUUGCAUUCAUAUUCAGAGCUUAAUGACCACUGUUUUGUUGGUGACCAUCACUACAUGUCCACUUUUGAUGGAAUCAAAAUGAAAUGGCGUGACAUAUGUCUAGAUAUAGAUACAACUUCGUCAAAAACAAAACACAGUACCCUUUCAGCCGGCACGAGUGAAUUGUCCCUUGGAUGGGCAUUGAAAAAGGAUAGAAAAAAUCAUCGUUUUUCAGAGAAGGUAAAAGUUUACCUGAAAGGUGUAUUUGAUGAGGGUGAAAGUAGUGGCAACAAAGCCAACCCAGUUAAUGUUUCUCGGAACAUGAGAGUUUGCCAUGAUGGGGAUGGAAUGAAAAUGUUUACACCAAAAGAAUACUUACAACCUAGUCAAAUCACUUCCUAUUUGUCAAGACUAGUAGUGCUGUCCAGAGCUCCAGCAACAGAUGUAGUUGAAGACGAUAUUGACAGCACCAUAGCUAUAAUUAAUCAAGCUGAAGCAUUGGAAGAACUUGUUAAUAUUUUUGUUUGA
Molecule: messenger RNA, 3400 nt
Organism: Mytilus trossulus (common blue mussel)
Lineage: Eukaryota; Metazoa; Mollusca; Bivalvia; Mytilida; Mytilidae
Exons: 11
Coding region: 125-3400 (1091 amino acids)
Source: RefSeq, a predicted model, not a curated record